Messenger RNA from [Candida] anglica, 2211 nucleotides. Lineage: Eukaryota; Fungi; Ascomycota; Pichiomycetes; Serinales; Debaryomycetaceae. The record is from the annotation of a GenBank genome assembly.
GCACAGAUAAAGACCAAUCUAUUUAAUUGUCGAGACUUUAAAUACCUUUCUUAGUCAAGGGCCCCCCAGAAAAAAAGCAAGGAAGGAAAGCGACGAUACACACUAUGGACCCGAACCCGAGUACGAUGUCUGCAAGCGCACAGCUUCUCGAGAGUGACCUGAUCAACAAGGUUCUCAACUCCGACUCUUCAUUAGAUGUACUUUUGACUAGACUCAAACAAAGUAUCACCACCGGUGAAGAAUUGUCUAAAUUUGUUAGGAAAAAGGCGCAGAUAGAGGACGAUCACUAUAGUCAGCUCAAGAAAUUUGGACAACAAACCAGAACUACCCUCAAAACAUCAGCCGCGGGCAAAAUUAAACAAGAUUCCUUCUCACAACGUAUGGACCAAAUUAUUGGGUUUGAUGAACAAUUGUACAGUGUGGGUGCCUCGUACGUCAAGGCAUUGAACACCAUGUACGACGAGCUCACUGCACUCGUGGCAACCAUCACAAGAUCACGUAAAUCGAUCAAGGAAGAAGGUAAACGGAAGGAAAAAGAAUGUAUGGAUGCCAUCUUGGCAGCUGAAAAGGCCAAACAAAAGUAUUAUCAUUUAUGUGAAGAUUUAGAAAAGCUAAAGGCUUCAGAUCCAAACAAAAAGCUGUUCCUUAAAAACAAAUCCGUGGAACAACAAGAAGAUGAAAUGCAACGCAAAGUCGAUUUAGCUGAUCAAGACUAUAAGCAAAAAGUAUCCACUUGUAAGAAGCUUAAGGAUGAGAUCUUGAUUGUACAUCGUCCAACCAAUUCGAAAAAGUUGAAGACCUUAAUCUUGGAGAUUGAUAUUGCCAUGAAUGUUCAAUUACAAAAGUAUGCUACAUGGAAUGAAAAUCUCAUUAUGAAUUGCGGGGUUCUUGUGUCACCUUUGAAACAGGGGAGUAACACGAAACAGAGUAUGAAGGAUGUUGCAUCGUCUAUCGACAAUGAGAAGGACUUGUAUACAUAUCUUGCCAAGUUUGAAAAACAGCCUGACAAUAAGUCAUUGGUUCCAGUGGAAUACUCUGUCCACCCUAGUUUGGCUGGGAAGCAACAACUGCAAUUUGGCCUGCUGCAACAGGGUGCCAACAAGCCAUUCCUUAGUACCCAUUCUCAAAAGAAUAACAAUUUGGGUCCUGCAGUGGCCGCUUCAUCCAAAAAUGGAUAUAACAAUAAUUCUAACAAUUUUGGUUCAUCUACCACUUCACACACCAAGUCUCCAUCAUCUUCAAUGUUAAAUCCAUUACCAAGCACUCCAUCUCCGAACAGCUCAUCGAUGUUGAAUCCAACCCCAAACACUUCAUCAAUGUUAAACCCAACCACAAAUCCUUCAUCAAUGUUGAAUCCUUCAUCAAUGUUAAAUCCUUCAACAAGCAACAAUCAAUCAUUCGGUUACAAUACAAGUACCGGAAAUACUAAUAAUGACACUACUUCCAAUUUUACAUAUACAUCAUUGGACCCUGCCUCACCCGAUCUACAUGGACCUAAGGUUCUUUCUGCGCUGUCCAGUGGGGUUGGUGCAUCUUCAAGUUCCUCAGCUCCAAGUAGCGUUCCUGCUCCAACCCCUGCACAACCUACUUUUGGAGUAUCGAUUGAAGAAAUCAUCAAGUUUGCUGGAAUUGAUAAUGUUCCACUUGUGGUGAAGAAAUGUAUUGAAAAGAUUGAGAGUUUUGGACUUGACGUUGAAGGUGUCUAUAGAACUUCAGGGAACGCAUCUGCAGUUCAUCAACUUCGUGAUUCUAUCGAUAGAAAUUAUACCAAUUAUCUUCUUAUUGGAGCAAAUGUGAACCCUUCAAAUGUUCUAGAUGCGGAUGUUUGUGCUAUUGCUUCCUUAUUAAAGUUAUACUUUGCAUCAUUACCAGAACCACUUCUUACCACUGAAUAUUACCAAUCAUUUAUCGAGACUGUUAAAUCUCUGGAUGAGACUUAUAUUGCCAAGAAAUUACACCACUUGGUAUUUAAUCUUCCGGAUGGUGCCUAUUUCACAUUAAGAGCAUUGAUUUUCCAUCUUAAAAAGGUUGCGUCGUUUGAAGAUAAGAACAGAAUGAAUGCAAAGAAUUUGGCAAUUAUUUGGGGACCAGCAAUCAUGAAUGAUAACUCAAUGAGUCCAACGGAUUUACAAUAUAAGAGUAAGGUUGUUGAAGAGCUCAUGUUGAUUGCAGAUGAGAUUUUUGAAGCUGAAUAAGAACCGUAGAAUUUGU